Geodia barretti is the source of this 267-nucleotide messenger RNA. The record is from the annotation of a GenBank genome assembly. NCBI's taxonomy places the organism in Eukaryota, Metazoa, Porifera, Demospongiae, Tetractinellida, Geodiidae.
AUGCCCGACACGUUUUACUCCAGGGUAAGCAACUUCCUGUCCGAUCCUCGGGAUCGUUUCAUCGCGGUUGGGGAAACAGCGGACGAAGUUCUGCAAAAGAUGAACGAAUACCUUACCAGCGAGGCCGCUGUAGCUCGAUAUGGUGUCAUAAACCCGGAAGAGCUGGAAAACAACAUUCGCACCUGCAUCUUCAAGAAAGGCACGAAGAACAUCCACAAUCGGGCACCGGACACCCGCUACUACCACGAGCCUCCGCCCCACGACUGA